Molecule: messenger RNA, 773 nt
Organism: Panicum hallii
Lineage: Eukaryota; Viridiplantae; Streptophyta; Magnoliopsida; Poales; Poaceae
Product: heavy metal-associated isoprenylated plant protein 47-like
Exons: 3
Coding region: 340-744 (134 amino acids)
Source: RefSeq, a predicted model, not a curated record
UGGAUGCUCUGAUCGAUUAGCUACAGUAGAUGAUGUUUAGAAUGCUCUGCUCUGCUGACCCGGAGCGUGAUCAUCCCUGUUAACUACUGCCCGUACCUAGUGUCAGACUGUCAGUUUCGUGUCCGCUAGCUCCUCCUCCUCCUGACCUCCUCCACCGGGGUAUAAGAGCGAGCGGUCAGCAAAGCUCUGGGUUGCAUUCUGCACCCGUCGCUGCAGCCUGCAAGACAGAUCGGCAGACCUGUAGCCAAGCCAACUUUCCUAAGAUAGUAAGAUUUCAGAUCUCAUCGGUUGUAGCGGAAAGUGGGAAACCUUUGUACCUGCAGGCUGCAGCUGCAGGCAAUGAAGCAGAAGAUGGUGAUCAAGGUGAGCAUGCCGUGCGCGAGGAGCCGGUCCAGAGCCAUGGCGCUGGCCGCCAGGGCAGACGGGGUGAUCUCCAUGGGGAUCGCCGGGGACUCCAGGGACAAGCUGGAGGUGGUCGGCGACGGCGUCGACGCGGCCUGCCUUGUCAGCUGCCUGCGCAGGAAGCUCGGCCACGCCGAGAUCCUGCAGGUGGAGGAGGUGAAGGACAAGCCGGAGGAGGUCGAGACGACCAAGGGGCCCGACAAUACGAUGACCGCGCAGCCCGAUGUCGUGGAACCGCCGCCUGACUGCCACCACGGUUACGGUUACUACUGCUGCCACCUCCACCCGCCGCCGCCGCCGAUGGUCGUCUGCGACGAGCCCGGCAGCUGCACCAUCAUGUAACUAACUGGAGCGGCGAGUGACUCCAUAUG